Siniperca chuatsi (mandarin fish) is the source of this 4212-nucleotide messenger RNA. It is a transcript of the gene trappc11, whose product is annotated as trafficking protein particle complex subunit 11. The transcript is spliced from 29 exons. The record is from RefSeq and is a predicted model, not a curated record. Bases 417 to 3875 code for a protein of 1152 amino acids. Lineage: Eukaryota; Metazoa; Chordata; Actinopteri; Centrarchiformes; Sinipercidae.
CGAACCGGAAGUAUUGCAGUUCUGCUACCGGUAGCUAGCUAGCUAGCUAGCUAACUAGCUAGUUAAUUAGUUAGUUAGUUAGUUAGUUUGUUGUUGUUGCUUCAGCCACAGCUGCUGAAUUAGCUAUUCCCUUCUGCUUCUGUCGAGUUCGACACAUCGGUGACUAGCUGUCGGAUGGUGACCAGAGCAGGGACUUGGUUAAAACGAAGCCAGGCAGCCUAAAACUAAAGUGCACUGACGUUUAUUUGCUAGUUAAAUUAGCAGCCUCAUCCACUAGCUAACUAACUGUUAACCUUGAUAGAUAUCCCCACUUGUCUGCUAACAGCCUAGCUAACUCAGCCAAGCUAGCGGUACCUAGCACCGCUACCAGUUCACUUGAAGUGAUGCAACUGAGGUGUAUCCAUUGUUGAACCAUCAUGAUGGCAGGUUCCCAGUGGGAGCUUCCUCCAGAGCUAUGUUGUCGGCCCAUGGCCUUUGUGGCUUUAACCGGUCUGGAUGUGGUCUACAAUGCUGUGCACCGGGCCAUUUGGGAUGCCUUCUGUGCCAACCGGCGAGCUGACAGAGUUCCUAUCUCCUUCAAAGUCCUCCCAGGAGACCAUGAGUACCCCAAAUGUCGCACUAAGCGAACGUCCUAUGAGUGGUACAUCCCUAAAGGCAUCCUGAAAACAGGUUGGAUGAAUAAACAUCUGAACCUCGUACCAGCUCUGGUUGUUCUCUUCUAUGAACUGGACUGGGAUGACCCACAGUGGAAAGAGAAACAGUCUGAAUGUGCAACUAAAGUGGAGAUUGUCAGGACCAGUCUUCAGGGCAGGAACACCAAGGUGGCUGUGGUUCUAAUCCAAAAGAAAACUCCUCUACCUCCAGGAGAGGACCUGGUAGCAUCAGAGAGAGCAGCAGCUCUUUGUAAUGCCUGCGAUCUGUCUGGCAAGAGUCUCUUCGUACUGCCACACACGGACCACUUGGUGGGGUACAUUAUAAGGUUGGAGAAUGCUUUCUAUGAACAUGCUCAGACAUACUACUACACUGAGAUCCGUCGAGUCAAAUCACAUAAAGAGUUCCUCAACAAGACAACACAUCAGCUGCUGUUUGUCAGACACCAGUUUAAAAUUGCCUUCUUCAGUGAGCUGAAACAGGACACCCAGAAUGCUCUCAAGUACUACAGAACUGCAUACAGUCUUGUUCACGAGCUCAGAGCUCAUGAGACCAACAUAUUGGAGAUCAAAACUAUGGCUGGAUUCAUCAACUAUAAGAUCUGUCGUCUGUGUUUCCAGCAUAACACUCCUCUAGAUGCUAUAGCCCAGUUUAGGAAGCACAUUGAUCUGUGUAAGAAGAAGAUCGGCAGUGCCGAACUGGCCUUCGAACACGCCGCAUGGAUGUCUAAACAGUUCCAGUCAUUUGGUGAGCUGUUUGAUGAAGCGAUAAAGUUGGGUCUGACUGCCAUCCAAACCCAGAACCCUGGUUUCUACUACCAGCAAUCUGCCUGUUACAGCCAGGACAGGAAACAGCUGGCACAGCAGCUUUGCCAGGCUGGAGCGAGUUAUCCCUCCCCCGAACCAUUGGACACCCAGAGUGGAGGACUGGAUUUCUAUGGCCAGAGACCCUGGAGACAAGGACACCAGAGUAUUGAUCCUCCAGAUGCAGAGAAGGAGAAGACAGGGAUUCUGGCACUGCAGAUUAAAGAGAGAGAUGUACCACAUUCUGAGCUGAUAAUAGCACUUCUCAGUAAUGCUGUUGCCCAGUUUAAAAAGUACAAGUGCCCUCGAAUGAAGAGUCACCUCAUGGUGCAGAUGGGAGAGGAGUACUACCAUGCUAAAGACUACACCAAAGCCCUAAAGCUGUUGGACUAUGUGAUGUGUGACUAUCGCACAGAGCGAUGGUGGGGCCUCCUGACAGCCAUAUUGACCACAGCUCUGCGCUGUGCUUAUCUGAUGGCCAGUGUUAAAGACUACAUCAUAUACUGCAUGGAGCUGCUGGGCAGAGCUUCAACCUUGAAGGAGGAACAAAAGUCGAGGAUUGAGAAGAAUCUCAUCAAAGUCCUGAUGAACGAGGUCCCUGACGCUGAGCCAGAGUGUGAUCCGUCUUCUGUCAGUGCAGCCAGGUCGCUGUGGAACGACCGCAUGGCUUUGGCCGGAUCAAAUGAGCUCACUAUAGAAGUGCAGGACUACAUCCCAUUCAUCCAGUGUAAGGCCAAGUUCCAGUCUCCCAGUUUCCAUGUAGACCAGCCCAUCCAACUCCAAGUUUUCCUCCGAGCCGACUGUCCUCAUCCUGUAUCAUUCAACAAGCUGGCUGUCAGCCUCAGUAACCAGGAGUACAACCAGUGGUGUGUGGGGGAGUCUUCAGGUCAGGAGAGUAUGAGCCUGUUGCCAGGAAAAACCAAAUGCUACAACUUCAGCUUUGUAGCGAAGGCCGAAGACGUUGGCAAGAAGAUAGAGAUGACGGGCAUUGAGGUGAUGCUGGGCAGUGACAGUGGCCGCUGUGUGUUUGUGAGCUGGAGAGGGGCUGGUGGAGAUGCAGCCUCUACCCAUGAAGCCUUGCAGGCUAGCAGGUCAUCGCGUCGAUGGGGGCGGUGUGUGGAGGCACGUCAAGAGCUGGACUGGGACAGCCUGACCAUGCAGCACAGUACCAUGAUCAUCUCCAGAGUCCCAAAGAUCUCUGUCCAGCUGAGCCACCAGCCUCCUGCACUCAACAAUGAAAUGUACUACAUCCGCCUCACUGUUCAAUCACAGGAGGAGGGCGUGGCAAAGGAUGUCAAACUGACAGCUGGCCUCAAACCAGGCCAGGAUGCCAACCUAGGCCAGACCACGCAUGUGACACUCGAUGGCUCAAAGAUUUGUGACGACACUGCACCUGCCCUGCUCCCUGAUGUACCUCUAGGAGAUCUGAAACCAGGCGAAAAGGUGGAGAGAUGUGUAUAUGUGAAGUGUGUGGCAACUGGACCAAGGGUCUUCCUGUUCCAUCUGGCCUACAGCAUUGAUACCACAGUGGAAGGGCGUCAAAUUGUCUGCAAAUGUCAUAAGGUAAAGAACCUCAUCAGACCGGCAAACACAGUGUUCUUUCUUUUCUCAUCUGCUUUCCUCCUCUCUUGUUCUGUUGUCUUCCAGGAUGAGACUGUUACCAUAGAGACAGUGGUCCCAUUUGAGGUGUCUGUCAAGUUUGUGUCCACCAAGUUUGAGCCAUUGGACCGGAUAGCGGUGGACAUACCUUUCCUGUUGAUGACAGACAUCCUCUCAUCGUCUCCCUGGCCUCUUCUGCUGGCCUCCUCCUCUCUGCAGCUGCUUACUAUGACCAGCAACACACCACAGCUUCAGUCACAGCUACAGGAAGUGGUUCUGCAGACAGGCGAGUGUGCCAGUGAGUGUUUCUGUCUCCGGUGUCCACCACUGACCAGCAGUAAUAGCACUGUAGCUACAGGACAGUACCUGAUAUCAUGGAGGAGGGAGUCCUCCAGUGCAGACAGUCCUCUCAUCCAAACUACUGUCACUCUACCUCAUGUCAUCCUGGAGUUUGUUCCUCUUUACAUCCGCGCCGAUUUACCAUCAUUUGGGCGAGUCAGAGAGUCUCUUUCAGUUCGUUACCACAUAGAGAACAGAACAGCUCUGGUGCAAGAGGUGGAGAUGGCUGUUGAACCUUCUGAUGCCUUCAUGUUCUCUGGACUCAAACAGGUGCGUCUGCGUAUCCUUCCUGGCUCAGAGCAGCAGAUGCUGUAUAACUAUUACCCGCUGAUGGCUGGUUACCAAACACUACCACAGCUCAACAUCAGCCUGCCCCGCUGCCCGACCACCAACACACACACACUGAGACGCUUCCUGCCCCAACGCAUCUUUGUCAAGCCUCAGGGUCGACAGCUGGAUGAUGCCUCCAUUGCGGCAGCUUGAGAAGAACACAAACUGUUUACUGUAAAUAUGAGAACAAAGCAACAUGUAAGUUGUUCUAGAUGUAUGAUUCCUCACAGAUGACAAUAUUAACACUAUUUGUUUCACAUUGUUCUGUAAAAACACACCAGGAAAACUAUUGACCAAACAUCAGGAGACAUUUGUUUGUGUGUUUCUGUUCAGAGCGAAUGUGAUGACCAGAUGAGCAUGACAGUGAUGGUCAUUUAACAGUGAAAAUCAUGUAUGAAUCUGAUGUGAACUAUAUGGAAAUUUGGAUAGAGUGUAAUACAUCAAAAUUGAAUGUGACGAAAUUUGAAUUAAAUUGAAGUGAUGUAAACUA